Messenger RNA from Jaculus jaculus (lesser Egyptian jerboa), 6222 nucleotides. It is a transcript of the gene Gpam, whose product is annotated as glycerol-3-phosphate acyltransferase, mitochondrial. The coding region runs from base 264 to 2738 and encodes 824 amino acids. Lineage: Eukaryota; Metazoa; Chordata; Mammalia; Rodentia; Dipodidae. Gene Ontology annotation, biological process: phospholipid biosynthetic process. The transcript has 22 exons. Gene Ontology annotation, cellular component: mitochondrial membrane; plasma membrane. The record is from RefSeq and is a predicted model, not a curated record. Gene Ontology annotation, molecular function: glycerol-3-phosphate O-acyltransferase activity.
CCUGGGAGCAGCUGGCUGGGGGGUAAUCCGGUGACUGCAGCCAGCCGUGCUCGGCCCGUGCGCUCGCCCUCACCGGGUGUCACUCGGGAUGCUGGGCGCUUUGUGCGUACGCUUCAGUCCUUCCUGCAACCCAAGCAGUAGCGUGCUCCCCCUGUAGCGUGGACAUUCUGCAGCAGAAGCUGGAAGCUGAGUGCUGAAUUCCCACUUCCGAAUAGAGAAGAACUUUCCUCCCAGCACAUGGUUGGGGAGUUACACUUUGUGACAUGGAUGAGUCUGCACUGACCCUUAGCACAAUAGAUGUUUCUUAUCUACCAAAUUCAUCAGAAUACAGCCUAGGACGAUGUAAACAUACAAAUGAAGAAUGGAGUGACUGUGGUUUUCGACCUACAUUCUUCAGAUCUGCCACACUGAAAUGGAAAGAAAGCCUAAUGAGCCGCAAGAGGCCGUUUGUUGGAAGGUGUUGUUACUCCUGCACUCCUCAGAGCUGGGAAAAAUUUUUCAACCCCAGUAUCCCGUCUUUGGGUUUGCGGAAUGUUAUUUAUAUCAAUGAAACUCAUACAAGGCAUCGAGGAUGGCUGGCAAGACGUCUUUCUUACAUCCUUUUUAUUCAAGAGCGGGAUGUCCAUAAAGGCAUGUUUGCCACCAACAUUGCUGAAAAUGUCCUAAACAGCAGCAGAGUGCAGGAGGCAAUUGCGGAAGUGGCUACGGAACUGAACCCUGAUGGCUCCGCCCAGCAGCAAGCCAAGGCCAUUCAGAAGGUGAAGAAGAAGGCCAAAAAGAUCCUUCAAGAAAUGGUUGCCACCGUCUCACCUGGCAUGAUCAGACUGACAGGGUGGGUGCUACUGAAACUAUUCAAUAGCUUCUUCUGGAACAUUCAGAUUCACAAGGGUCAAAUGGAGAUGGUUAAAGCUGCAACUGAGACGAAUCUGCCGCUUCUCUUUCUGCCAGUCCACAGAUCCCACAUCGACUACCUGCUGCUCACGUUCAUCCUCUUCUGCCACAACAUCAAGGCUCCGUACAUCGCCUCAGGCAAUAAUCUCAACAUCCCCAUCUUCAGUACCUUGAUCCGUAAGCUUGGGGGCUUUUUCAUACGACGACGGCUUGAUGAAACACCAGAUGGACGAAAAGACAUUCUCUACAGAGCCUUGCUCCAUGGGCAUGUAGUUGAGCUCCUCCGGCAACAGCAAUUCUUGGAGAUUUUUCUGGAAGGCACACGCUCCAGGAGUGGAAAAACUUCCUGUGCUCGGGCUGGACUUCUGUCCGUGGUGGUAGACACCUUGUCCACCAACACCAUCCCUGACAUCUUGGUAAUACCUGUGGGAAUCUCCUACGAUCGGAUCAUUGAAGGUCACUACAAUGGUGAACAGCUGGGCAAACCCAAGAAGAACGAGAGUCUUUGGAGUGUGGCGAGAGGUGUCAUUAGAAUGCUGCGCAAAAAUUAUGGCUAUGUUCGAGUGGAUUUCGCACAACCCUUUUCCUUAAAGGAAUAUUUGGAAAGCCAAAGUCAGAAGCCCGUGUCUGCCCCACUGUCUCUGGAGCAGGCUCUGUUACCUGCUAUUCUUCCUUCAAGGCCCAGCGAUGCCGCUGCUGACGGGCCAGAAGAGCCAGGACGAGCAGGCGACGAGCUCCUCCGGAGAAGGCUGAUCGCCAACCUGGCCGAGCACAUUCUCUUCACUGCAAGCAAGUCCUGCGCCAUCAUGUCCACGCACAUCGUGGCCUGCCUGCUCCUCUACAGACACCGGCAGGGAAUCCAUCUCUCCACUCUGGUGGAAGACUUCUUCGUGAUGAAGGAGGAGGUCCUAGCUCGUGACUUUGACCUGGGGUUCUCAGGAAACUCAGAAGAUGUGGUCAUGCAUGCUAUUCAGCUGCUGGGCAACUGUGUCACAAUCACGCACACGAGGAGGAAUGAUGAGUUUUUUAUCACUCCCAGCACAACCAUCCCAUCAGUCUUUGAACUCAACUUCUACAGCAAUGGGGUACUACAUGUCUUUGUCAUGGAGGCCAUCAUAGCCUGCAGCCUGUAUGCGGUUCUGAAUAAACGAGGCUCCGGAGGCUCUGCUGGUGCCCCUGGCAGCCCAAUCAGCCAGGAGCAGCUGGUGCGGAAGGCUGCCAGCCUGUGCUAUCUGCUCUCCAACGAAGGUACCAUCUCGCUGCCCUGCAUGACUUUUUACCAAGUUUGCCAUGAAACAGUUGGGAAAUUUAUCCAGUAUGGCAUUCUUACAGUGGCUGAGCAAGAUGACCAGGAAGAUAUCAGUCCUGGUCUUGCAGAGCAGCAGUGGGACAAGAAGCUUCCUGAACCUUUGAACUGGAGAAGUGAUGAAGAAGAUGAAGACAGCGAUUUUGGUGAGGAGCAGCGAGAUUGCUAUCUGAAGGUGAGCCAGUCCAGUGAGCACCAGCAGUACCUCGCCUUCUUACAGAGGCUCCUCGGGCCCCUGCUGGAGGCCUACAGCUCUGCCGCUAUCUUUGUCCACAACUUCAGCGGCCCCGUCCCUGAGCCCGAGUACCUGCAGAAGCUGCACAGAUACCUCCUGGCCAGGACGGAAAGGAACGUCGCCGUAUACGCGGAGAGUGCUACAUACUGUCUUGUGAAGAAUGCUGUGAAAAUGUUUAAGGAUAUUGGGGUUUUCAAAGAGACAAAGCAAAAGCGAGUCUCCAUUUUAGAACUGAGCAGCACUUUCCUACCUCAAUGCAACCGGCAGAAACUCCUCGAGUACAUUCUGAGUUUUGUGGUGCUGUAGGGAACUUACGGCAGCCACGGCAAGCGAGGGGCAGCAGCCGAGUCCCGACACGUUCCUCACGGGCUCCAUCCACCCCGACCCAGAGGGGCAGGUGCUGCAGCGUGGCCAGGCCUGCCCGGCUCUGAGGUGACCUCCUGGAAGACAAGUGCCUUUCUGCCCCCUGUGGACCUGGGCUCUUCCCAACUCAAACGUAGUGGCCUGCACAGAACCCUCAGGACCAGCCUCCGUUUGUUCCUCCUAAGCAGUAGGUGACUAGGUGAAAUCUCAGUAAGGCAUUUUGGAGAUUAUUAAAGAUUCACAUUUGAAGUACGUUUAAGGACUAAUUACUGUGAUGGACACAGCAAUGUAGAUCUGACUUUUCUACAUGUGGUGUGGUGGAUAAGUCUUUGGUGUGUUUUCUCACUAAUGCUUAAUGCGUCCUUUAAACCAAUGGGGCCAUCCGUACUCUCCUUUUCCAUUUUAUCUUUGUCACCAGUAGCUACAUAUCACAUGGAAGCCCCUUUCAUCCCAAGUGCUUUACAGUGGAAUGGGCUGAUAUACCCUCCCCAGCAGAGCCGGCUGCCCUGUGCAGGCAGACAGUGGAAGUGUCGUGAGAGCAGCCUGAAGGCGGAUGAUGCUAGUUUAGGCCAGGAAUCGAGAUACCAGGAUCAAACAGCCAAUACCAGGAAAUGACUUUGGCUCGCCAAAGUCAAGAUGUACCUAGCCAGAAAAUUGUCACUGGAAUCUUUUGCUUGUGUGAUAAAGUGCCAUUGAGUUUAAAGACCUGCAAGUGUUUCAGAACUCUUCCUGUUUGUACCUGCAACCUCCCCACCUUCAGGUGUAGGUAGCCGUUGUUUCUUGAGCACCUUCCAGCCAACCACAGCUGCGCUCAGCUGCAGAGACUGAGGGGCACGGCGCUCUGGCCGCAGUCGCUUGGCUGUAGGCUUUCAGACACUGCUCGCAGCCUGGGUGCCGCACCAAGCUUCUAUUCUAGCCAGUGUUCACCCGAGCCGUGCAGUGUGCAACCUGGGCAGCAGGCACAGGGACCCGGCUAAGUGGCAGAUGGUUGUAGGCAUCUGUGCAUUUUCAGCUUUGAGAAAAAGCUUUGGUUCUUUAGAAAUUUAUAUGGGCUAUCUGCUCAAGCUCCAACUCCACACAGAGGCAAAUAAUUAUGAAAAAAUGCGUUUAUAAUGAGUAGGUGCCUUUUUGUGAGCAGGGAGCAUGAUUAUUAGUUAUUUGUGGUAAUUAAGGUGAUUUCUUAACAAUCAUGUAAAAUUAACAUUUCUGGUGAUUUACUGCCGUUUAUAUCUGUGCCAUGGAAUUAGAAUGUUUUUUUCUCCUGAAUGUUGCAUAGAUUCUUUGAAUUUAAUAUGUAAGUAUUAAGGACUGAGUUUGUACUUUGCUGAGCCUGGACUUAAAACAUGCAUAGUAUGUUAUGAGAUGUGUGUGUUAGGGUGGGAUAUUGGCUGGAAGCUCACCUCAUGUGAAAUGUCCUGUUGGGAACGCGUAGGGAUGCUGGUGGCCCUCUCGCACACCUCUCGCUUCUGCACGUCCAGUCUGUCUCUUCUGCCCCGUGCCGCUGUUCAUGUGCCAUCCCUUUGCUCUCUGCCAGCUGAGGCGACUCUGGUGCGGGUGAGAUACACCGGCUCGCCCUCCGCGUGACUCACGAGGAUGCCAGCAGCUGCCCUGGCUGUACAUGAGGGUUCCCUGAGAACAUGGCCUAGUCCCUUAGGUGUUCCUCAUUUGGAAAAUCAAGCAUUUUGCUCCUCUCUCUCUCUCUCUCUCUCUCUCUCCCCAUCCCUUGAGCUGUAAAUCCAAGAUGGCUCAUGCUGUCAGUCAAGGUUGGGACUGAUGUCACCUGUCACCUCCCCAGAAAAUGGCUGCUUUGCCAACCCCAGCAGGGGAAAUAUAGCCUCUGGGCUUUAUUCUCCUCCCUUUUGGUUGGUUGGUUUUUAAAAAAUUCAGUUGCUUUGGGGAAUGCAAUUCACUAGCUGUUGCCAGCCACUUAACUCACUGUGAGGAUAAAUAUGCAUGCUUUUUGUAAUUAACUGGUGCUUUGUAAACCUUUUCUAAGGAUGAAAAAUUUCAACCAAAGUUAUGCUCAUCCAGACAAGCUGACCCUUGAGUUAAUUUUAGCACAACUCAUUCUUCAGUGCCUCAUUACUGAAAAAACUAUAGAAAUCACCGUAAGGCUUCCACUAGCACUGUUUUGCUAAUGGUUAGAUUCUCGUUGGUUUCCAACGGUGGGCGGCUUCCUUGUAAGGUUCAACCAGCGAGGUGCUCGUGGUGACUUAGGCAGUGACUCCCGCGGCACGCCGUGACCCUGAGGUGCGUGCCCUUCAGUAGGGACUGGGGCUCAAGUUAAAGACUAAACCCAGAAAUAAGCAAUAUGAACUGCACUCUGCUUUUAAAAUGAGAAUGUCCUGAGUAUUUUUCCUCUUAAGAUUCUAUAGAAAACAAGAGUUAAGGGUGUAGAACUAAGAACCAAGAAAGCACUGAGUCUUUCUUAGAUCUGCCGACUCUCCAUGGAGCCAUGAGGCUGAGUGGAGAGCGUGCGCCCAGCAUGGGCUGCAGCGCUCCAUGUCCUUCGUGUGAGCGCUCUGUGAGAUGUGUAUCAGUUUUGUGGCAGGUGCUACAGGUAAACUGAGUUUGCACGUGGAAACAUAAGACACACUUCGGUGCAGUGGGGGUUCAGCACCCGGCAGUAAAAAGCCUGCUUAACCCAGCAUUUCCCAAACUGUUUUGACCUCAGGACCUUUUCCCUUUUGGGACACCUCUGAACCUCUCACUAGUAUGCUGUGGAAUGCAUUUUGGGAAUCUACAUUAGGUAAUUCUUUAAACAGACAAGCAGUAACAAACCGUACCGCUGAGGUAGAAUUUGCAUACGCUCUGCACCAUCAAAUGGUGCGUUGAGUGGAUGCUACCUCCGCACCCAGAGAGAAUAAGCACAGAGAACUGCAGGAUAGGUGGCUGGAGCCCCUGUCCUGCAGUGGGAAGACCAGCCCUCCGUGACCCUGCAGAAUCAUACUAACGGGGUAAAUGAUUAAAGUUUAACUCAGAUCUAGAUGAAAACAUUGCACAUUUUGAAUGCUGAUUUUUUCCCCCAUAGAUCUAGUGUUUAGAAAUGAUAGGAGUUACAUUGAGGUUUAUAAGACUUACUUUGUGAUGUAAAUCUGUUUUUUUAAAAACACUUUCUAGGAGCUUGAAAGUUGCCAUUUGGCAUUUUAGUUUAGUAAAACUGAUGAUUGCUUUAAAGAGACUCUUGGCCUUAUUUCCAAAUAGCUAAAGGGCUAAAUGUCUUGAUGGAAGGUGUUAAAGUGUUUUCCUGUUGUACAAAGUAAUGUUAGAUUGUUGUAAAAAGUGUUACAAUUGUAAAAUAGCAAUAUGUGAUUUUGUGAGUGAAGCUUACUUGGAAAUGUUGAUUAAUUUUUAUGCCUGAUGAUAAUGUAUUGUGAGAAGCACAGAAAUAUAGUUUUGUUUUAAUAAACCAAAAAAUGUUACCUUU